This is a messenger RNA of Meleagris gallopavo (turkey), 3926 nucleotides long. The record is from RefSeq and is a predicted model, not a curated record. Lineage: Eukaryota; Metazoa; Chordata; Aves; Galliformes; Phasianidae.
AUGAACUAUAUCAAAGGCAAGUGUAGAGUCUCACAUCCGGGCAAGAACAAGCGCAGGUACCGGUACAGGUUGGGGACUGACCUGUGGGAGAGCAGCAUAGGAGAAAGGGACCUCGGGGUCCUGGUGGACAACAGGAUGAGUGUUGGUCUUUGUAUCUUCUGCUACAGCCCCUUUGAUGCAGAGAACCUGUUCUUGUCGCCUGGAACCACUGCCAAGUUUUCUGUGGGUAGCAGGAAGAGCUCUUUGUACAACUGGACCCCUCCAAAUACUCCCAGCUUCAGAGAGAAGUACUACCCGUCUGUUUUGCAACAAAGACAGAACCAAGGGGAUGUAAGUGGUGAAGCUCAGCCUCCUAGCAUAUUGAGUUACUUGGCUGCCUGUGAUUUUGGUAUACAUGAGAGGAGUAAACCUCACAGUCCUGCAGAGACAAGUGAAGGAGACUCAUUCAGCUCUGAGGAUCAGAGAGGGACAGAAUCCAGAAUUACACUUCCAGCUCUAGACCAUAGGACAUUGCCAUUGGUGAUUAUUCAAGAGACUUGUGCAGAAGAGCAACAUCCUCUUCCAAAUCAUGCAACUCUAGAUAUUCUGAAGAAGACUCCAUGUGUGGACACGUUUUCAAAUAACCCAUCUAGUUUUCUGAGUUGUGGAAAAGGCGGUAGAAGUUUAAACCAGACCAGAAAUCGCCAUCUGACAGAACAAGAAAGCAUUAGCCAGAAAAGCUUGAAUACUGCAAAUGAUGUAAAACUGGAUGGAUGUACAAAGUCAAUUGACAAGACUCUCCAAGAAGUGUUAAAUUUGCUAAAAUUCCAUGGUGUUGGUCAAGCCCAGCUGGAGAAAUUGGAAUAUCAAGUUUUAACUCUGAGGGAUAAAUUAAAGCUAAGGACACUUCAUCACAAACAUUCAUCUGUGGAAAGUUUAAUGGUGGAGACGGUGCUGGAAAGUUUUAACUUUUUAAAUGCUGACUGUAGUGCUGAUGAGGUUUCAUUAUUUGGAAGCAUAAGAACAACCAGUAUCAGCACGUACAACGACAGCACAUUUCAGUCCCUGAGCUGUGAUAUGAAAACAGAAACAAGAGAUGUAACUACUGGAGAUGACAACUUAGAUGUACUUUUAAUAACUCAUCUGAAGCUGUGCAAAGCUCUUUUGCAGAAACUGAGGUCACCAAAUGUAGCCCAGAUUGUCCAAGAGAAUGUUUUGGAAGAAGUGUCAGAGCAGCUGCGAGUCCUGGGGGAUGUCUUGGAUAUGUCUGUUGAAGAACUUAUUCAGAAGACUAAGAAGAAGAAGCAGUAUCUGAAAAUCUGGAGUGAUGUUGCAGAACCUGGCAGUAUCUUCUUAGCCUCAGCAGAAAGAUUCCGUCACGUACUGAAGUACACGUUGGCGCUCAAAGUGAAGGAAAAGUACCCUGGCCAAUUAGAAGCAGUUUUGCAAAGACUGCUAGAGCAGAUCGUCACCUGUGAUGGCUUCCUGCCUUCUCCAUAUCUCCAAACAGAACCAGUUACUUUAUUCCAAUUUUAUAGCUACCUGGAGAAACACCAGAUUACCAGCCUGGAAAAACACGUAGGAAGACUUGCUAAAGAAGUGAUGCUAAUUGAGGAACUACAGUGCCCUGGGCGGCUGAAGACCCUUAAAAAAUUGAAAGGGAAGCGUCUGAAUCGGCUCCAGCCUCUACCGCAGACUUUGCGGCUACUUGGGAUUUUACAGCUUGAUGACAACCACCGCGUCAGCAAAGCAGCCACAUCCUGCCUCUCCCGUGCAGCAACAAACAAGAACUUUAGGGAAAAGGCUCUCCUUUUUUACACUGAUGUUUUAGUUGGCUGUGAUACAAGACUUCAGCAAGCUGCGUGUUUGGCCCUUAAAAAUCUCAGAGGCAUAGAGAGCAUUGAGCAGGUUGCCCACCUGUGCCAAUCUGAAACAGAGGAUGUAAGGAAUGCAGCCAGGGAAACAACGCUGUCCUUUGGUGAAAAGGGACGACAAGCCUUUGAGAAAAUGGACAGGAUUUGCUGUGAAUUAAGGGAUGCUGUGCAACAGGAGGCUGAAAUUGAGAUAACAGUAUUCUAGUAGUGGAGUAUAAGGAGCUAAGUCCUGCUGUCCUCACAGCUACUUAUGGGUACCCGAGGGUUUAGUUUUGUUGUUUAUCAGCAUCUUCUUUACUUACACUCUGCUAUGUACAUGCUGCCUACUGACAGUAGUUUUGUUUCCAAAGUGGAUUGCAAUUUAAAUCAAAUAGACUGGAAUCUACUUUUUUUUUUUCUUUUCACUUUCAGUAUUGAUAAUCUGAAAUGCUGAAGAAAAAAACAAACUGGGGUCUGUAAGAAUGUCAAACCAGGCUGCAGCAUGAGUGAAGCCUACAUCACAGAACUGACUGGCCCCACACAAACUCAGUUAUGAACCAUCUGUUCUGUUUGCAUUUCUGUAAGGAAUGAAAUGGUGGUGCUCCAAUAGUCCAUCCAGAACCUUGCUGACAGCCAAUUGUUUACAUCAGCUGCCAUGUGAAUUAGAAAAUCUAGCAACAUUGCUUGGUGGCUUCUUUUUUUUUUAAUAGAAUUUUGUUGCAGAAGGAACAAUGGCUUGUUGUUUCAAAAACUUUUUUUUUUUUUUUUUUUGAAAUCAGUGCAGCGUAGGACAGGCUUGCGCAAGGAUCGGCAAGGACAAAUAGUGUGUAUCCUCUGCAGUUUACAAGGGGAAGUUAUUUAUCAUAUUAGCCAUGUACAAAUCAGAUGCCAUACGGAUAGAGCUGUGUAAGCUUUUUAGGAAAAAAAGCAUUUUAUUCCUUUAGUCAUAGGUCAAGGUUUGUGUGAUCACAUGCCCACUGCCAGGCUCCUUACUCUGCACUUAGCGUAGGAGAGGGUGGUAACCAGGGCGUGAGGUCUGGCUUCAGGCAAAAUACUUGAAAAGGCCUGUGUGUAUAUAUUUUAUAUACCAUACUUCUACUUAGUAUUUAUUUGUUGGAUUUCAAACUUUCUGAACUUCUAAUAAAACUUUUGAGACAAAUCCUGCACGUGGGUGUAGGAACAGAAUGAUGGGGAGAGGCGCAUCUGAACAGCAUUAAGGUUCUGCAUACCAGGACAGGGCGUGUGGCCAUAAUAGUAAGGCCAUCCGCCUGGUCCCUAUCUGCUCUGCCAGCUUCAGGCUUGUACAGGCCAAGCAGGCCGGGCUGCUGCUGUGCUGUCAGUACUGCCCUUGGAACGUGCAGCAUCCUGAAACCCCGCAGCUUUCACUCCUGAGCUCCGAGCUGCGCCGUUCAGGUCGUGCGAUGCACACCAAGCUUUAACCACACUUAGAGGCGGUCGCUCAUAGAUUUCGUAACUCUCCUUUUAAUGUGACUCUGCUUUCCAUUUAUACAUUUAUUUACAAGCACCGUACAGGCGUUCCCCGCCUCGGAAAGUUCCCCGCGGCCCCGGCAGCUGCCGCCCCUCUUCUCCUCCCCUCGGCUGGAAGGGGCGGUGAGAGGGGAGGUGCGGGCGGCUCUGAGUGCAGCGCUCCCACAGCUGCUUCAGCGCCGCUUCGUGGAACUACUGAAAAAUCUCUUCUCGAGCACUUCUCCAGUCGUCGCUUUCUUAAAAAUCUAAACAAAAAGGUAACUACGUUAAUUCAAGCAGCAUGGAAGUGCUGCGAUCCUGCAGUCCUCCCCUGGCCAAAGCACAACAACAGAAACUCUAGCACAAACGGAGUCACUGUGUUGUACGUUUUACACCAAUUACUGAUCCAACGUACUUCAGUGGUGGAGGGGAGGACACACGUGGCAGGGAGAGGCACAGAACAGAACGGGGCACUCCUCUUCCUGAGCUCUGACCUAUAGGCGAGCUCUGACAGUAACACUUCAAGCCCCUUCCAGGAAGAGAAGUAAACACUGUUCAGUGCAGAUUUGCAAGCAAUUCGAAGCAGGCGCCGGCAGCUCUGAGGAAACACACAGCGAUGGGACUCGG